UCAGGAUCCUUCAAUCUGAGCCCUAAAUCUAUUCUUCCAUAACCUUAAUUUCUACCUACAUUAUCCCCCUUGGGUAUAGUCUUGGUGACAAAUGAAGAGAGAUGAGUUGGGGGGGAAUAAUUAUUCUCAUGAUCCCCAUUAUUUUUGCUGUUUGAUCCAGUGAGGCAAAAAGGUCCAGGUGGUUGAAUGCAACCCAGGAAUGGGGUAAGUAGGGGAAGUGGAAAGUAACGUGAAUAGAGGAAGUGUUUGGUGGUGGUGGUGGCUGCUAUAGGUGUCAGGAAGGGCUGAGGGCAGAGUACAGAUGCAGGGCGGGGGAGGCUUUGGAAGUGGGGCCAUUCUAUAGGGGCUCGUCACAGUGCUAAUUACAGGCAUAGCAUCAGAGCUACCUUUGACAUUUAUAAGUUCAGCUAGGAUUCCUAGGGACUGGGAAGCUAUGGGAUGGUCAUGAGAUCUCUAGGAAGUGGUGAAGGGAGGGAUCUUUGGCUCCUUAUCUUGGGCAAGAAUGUAGGCCUGGGCAGAAAAAGCCAGUUCCACUAUCUAAGGCUCUUUGCUAUUUUUGAUGUGAGCUACAGAAUGAGAUUUAAGAGUGAACUUUCUCCCUGCUCUAAGCCUCUCAUCCCCCUCCCACUAAGACUUUUUUUUUUUUUUAUCACUCCCUGAAAUACCAGGAUUCUCCUCUAGUCCUCAUCUUUAUUUCUUCCCCUCCACUCUUCUGAUUCUGAAUCCAUGGGAUUGUGUGUCUUUAAGUCCAGCAUAGAGCCUAAGGAUAUGACGGUUCAGUUCGACAUCCCUGAGAUUGCCAGUAUCCAACAAAGAAAUUCCAGAUGCAUGGGCAGGAUUCCAAACUUAUCCCCAAUUCUCAUUCCAACACCCCCUCCCUUUCCCAUCAUGCUGGGCGCGACUGUAGCUAGCAGCUCAGGGAUAUUUUUAGACAAGUAGACCUCAUUGUCCAGUGGGGCAGGGUGGGGUGAAGGGAAGGCAGGUGGCUACGUCCAUCACACCGGGGCUUGUAGGGCAGUCAAAAGAAGGGAAGGGGCCAGGCUCCAAAAAUAGCACAGUGAGCUCACACAGCUGCCAGUUCUGGGGAUGAGACAAAGGGGUUUUAAAAGGCGUGGGGGGUGGCUCAAGCUGGUCUUGCUCCAAGCAACACUGCCAUUCUCAGCAUGGACACCUUUGAGCCCAUCAGCCAAGCCAGCUUCAACAAAGGCCCAAGUCCAAUUCCUGAGCUCCAAGACCCAUUCUAUGCAGAACUGCAACGGGCAGAGAGCCUCCAGGAGAAGAGUGUGAAGGAAGCCAAGACCAAAUGCCGGACAAUUGCAUCCCUGCUAACUGCAGCCCCCAACCCCCACUCCAAGGGGGUGCUUAUGUUUAAGAAACGGCGGCAGAGAGCCAAGAAAUACACCCUAGUGAGCUUUGGGGCUGCGGCUGGGACCGGUAACGAGGAGGAGGACGGGGUCCCCCCGACCAGUGAGUCUGAGUUGGACGAAGAGGCCUUCUCCGACGCCCGCAGUCUCACCAAUCAGUCGGACUGGGACAGCCCUUAUCUGGACAUGGAACUGGCCAGGGUGGGUUCCAGCACGGCAGAGGGCCAGAGCCCCGGGCUGAGUGAGGUCUCUGGGAGAGGGGUCCAGCUCUUUGAACAGCAGCGCCAGCGCGCAGACUCCAACACCCAGGAGUUGACUCACAUUGGCCCAGCAGCCGUGCUCAACGGGCAGGGUCCGCAGUCACCACCUCGGGCCCAGAGCGCUCCCCCAGAGGCAGCUGUGCUCCCACCCAGCCCUCUGCUGGCCCCCACAACCAGCCCCAGACCCUUCCUCCCAGGUGGUAGCACCUCCACCCCAGCCGCAAGUGUCUUUAACCGGUCAGCCAGGCCCUUUACCCCGGGCUUACAAGGUCAGCGGCCUGGUACCACUUCGGUCAUUUUCCGUCCCCUAGCACCGAAGAGGGCGAGUGAAAGUGUGGGAGGCCCGAGCCCUGCCCCACCCCCCUUCAUAUCCUCUUCGCAGGGGCCCACCCCGCUACCCAGCUUCACCAUAGGGGGUCCCAGCCAUGUGCCAGCCUCCGGUUCCCCCAGCGCCCCACGCUCCUCGGGCCCUGUGACAGCCACCAGCUCCCUAUACAUCCCAGCCCCCAGUCGGCCCGUUACCCCAGGCGGAGCCCCGGAGUCCCCGGCUCCCCCUAGCGCAGCUGCCAUGACCUCCACCGCUUCUAUCUUCCUGUCGGCGCCUCUGCGACCCUCUGCGCGUCCAGAGGCGCCGACCACAGGCUCUGCGGUCCCCGAGGCCCCCAGCACCAGGGAGCAGCGCAUCUCUGUGCCAGCUGCCCGAACCGGCAUCCUGCAGGAGGCCCGGCGCCGCGGGACGCGGAAGCAGAUGUUCCGGCAGGGAAAGGAGGAGACGAAGAACUCGCCCAACCCCGAGCUUCUCUCGCUGGUGCAGAAUCUGGAUGAGAAACCCCGGGCCGGGGGUGCUGAAUCAGGUCCAGAAGAAGACGCUCUGAGCCUCGGCGCUGAAGCUUGCAACUUCAUGCAGCCACCAGGGGGCAGGAGUUACAAGACCUUGCCUGCACCUAAGACCCCGCCUCCAAUGGCUCCCAAGACUCCACCCCCUAUGACUCCUAAGACUCCACCCCCAGUGGCGCCUAAGCCCUCAUCCCGGGGGCUCCUUGAUGGGCUAGUAAAUGGGGCAGCCCCUUCGGCUGGAAUCUCAGAGCCACCAAGGCUGCAGGGCAGGGGUGGGGAGCUGUUUGCCAAGAGGCAGAGUCGGGCGGACAGGUAUGUGGUGGAAGCUACACCUGGUCCUGGCCUUGGUCCUGGCCUUGGCCUGGGCCCUAAGCCUAGAAGUCCUUCUCCCACCCCCUCCCUACCCCCUUCCUGGAAAUAUUCACCUAACAUCCGUGCCCCACCUCCUAUUGCUUACAAUCCACUGCUCUCACCCUUUUUCCCGCAGGCUGCCCGAACUCCCCCUAGUAAGGCCCAGUCCCAGGGGCCCCGGGCAACCCCCAAGCAGGGCAUCAAGGCUCUGGAUUUCAUGCGGCAUCAGCCCUACCAACUUAAAACUGCCAUGUUCUGUUUUGAUGAGGUUCCCCCAACCCCCGGUCCCACCUCCUUAGGGCCCCCCAAAACAGCUCGAGUCCAGGAGAUCCGCCGAUUUUCUACUCCAGCACCCCAGCCCACUGCAGAGCCCCUGGCCCCUACGGUGCUUGCCCCACGAGCAGCCACUACACUGGAUGAGCCCAUCUGGAGGGCAGAGCUGUCCUCAACCCCUGUUCCUAGCCCAGUUGUUCCUCCAGAGUCUCCUAGAGGCCUUGGGACUUCCCCCAGCUCCUAUGGUUUCCAAGUAGCCAGGCCUCGAUUCUCAGCCACCAGAACAGGAUUGCAGGCUCAUGUGUGGAGGCCUGGGGCAGGGCACCAGUGAGCAGGGCAUAAGUCCCAGGACCAAGGAGAGGUAGAACAUCGAGUUCCUAAAGUUGCUUCUCCUGCCCUUUCCCACGCCGUUGCCCAGUCAUCUGGAGGGUGAAUCUCGUCCUGCCAAAGAUAGUUUUAGAGUUGGAAUCCCAUCCCCAGCUUCCUCCUCACUGCUCUGCUUUUCAACCUAUUAUCUCUACUUAGUUUCUUUGCAUCUCUUCGUCUCUGUUUCCUGGCCUGCAUCUCUGUCUUUAUCUCCCACCUCUCCACCCAUACUCCUCCACAGGUUUCUGUUUCUUUGCAUUUCUGUCUUUCUCUCUGGCCUCAUUUUAUUAUUCAAUAAGAAGCACACAGAGUAGAAGUUAUCCCCGGGACCUCAGUCAAGCAGCUCACCACCAGGCAUACAGCAAUGAGACUGAGCUGACCCGUUUACACUGAGCUAUGCCUUACUGUGCUUUUCCAAGCUUGGUUGGCAUAUAACUAGGUGUGUAUGCAUAUAUGUGUGCAAGUUUGUGAGUGUGUGUGCACGGAUGUGCUCUGCUGUCUGGGGCAAGAGUAAAAGGGAAGUCUAAAUACCCAAUUGGAUUUUCUUCUUGGGUGAUAAAGAGUCAGAUAUUCCCACGUGGAAUCUAGUGGGGAGAAAGAGUUUCACUAGAGAGUAAGUCCUUAAAGACAAGCAUCUGUAGCAAGGAUACAGCAUCUCGUGAAACUAAUGGAGUAUGAGAAGACUGAAGGGCCAGGACAGUUUGUAUGGCCUGUUAAACCAGCUAGACCAGAAAGAGAACAAGAAUUCAUCUAUUCUGCUGCAUUUAGAGUAAGCAACUGGAGAGGCCUGUGCUGAGCAACCCAGAAUCCAAGAAGUGAAAAAAAGAAAGGAAAUUUCCUCUGAGAAUGAAUAAAUCAUUGGCUUCAUGGCUGGCCUCAUGAGCCUGAGACAGAAAGGAGAGCAACGGAACCAGGGUGUGUGGUAGAAACCAGGAGCAGAGCAGACAUGAGUAGAAGUGACAGAUCCACAGAGGGGAUCAUGGUGAGGGAGCGUGCAGCUGGCAGAGUAAAGUUGAGUAACAAGAAAUCACUUGUGUGCGAGAGGGGGACGAAUGUAUUUGUUGGAGUGAAGGGGGAUGAUGGGGGGAGGCAUGGGAGUGUGUGCUGAGUGUUGAAAGAACAGAGUCUGUGCUACCUCCUCUGAGUCUAUCCUUAAGUUUGUCUCUUGCAGCAUCUCAUGACUACCUGGGAAAGGACAGGGAAACACCCAGAGCCCAAACCUGCUUUCAGUCCUAUCUCAUCUCUCAAAAUCCAGCUCUUGUUCAUUUUUAGCUUCAGGGCCUGAUCUCUAAUCCCAGAGGGGUAUGGACUCUCCUCUCACCAAGAUAAUCACCAGCCACAUUUGCUGUUUGAUAUGGACGGUGAUAAUUUCCUUUGCAUAUUGGGUGUGAGUCACAGUACUUUGGUUUGUGCACAACAAUAAAUGUAUGCUCCAUACUGUC
Messenger RNA from Oryctolagus cuniculus (rabbit), 4893 nucleotides. RefSeq names its product synaptopodin 2 like (gene SYNPO2L). Gene Ontology annotation, molecular function: actin binding. Gene Ontology annotation, biological process: positive regulation of actin filament bundle assembly. Gene Ontology annotation, cellular component: actin cytoskeleton; nucleus; Z disc. The record is from RefSeq and is a predicted model, not a curated record. Lineage: Eukaryota; Metazoa; Chordata; Mammalia; Lagomorpha; Leporidae.